AUGAAUCCACAAGACAGCGGUUAUUUUAGUCCAAGUCCAUCAAGUCAAGAUUUCUGUUCUCAUAAAACAGUUAAAUCAUUAACUAAACCUCAAGAAUCUUAUGUUGCACUUAUUGCUCGUGCUAUACUAUCUUCGUCGAAUUAUCAAAUGUUACUUGUCGACAUAUACGAAUGGAUUUUAAAUGAAUAUCCCUAUUAUGGAACAUUACAAAGUAAAGCAUGGAGAAAUUCUAUCAGACAUAAUUUAUCACUAAAUGAAUGCUUUAUUCGACAACAAAAAUCUGAAAAUGGUCGUGGUUACUAUUGGGGUAUACAUCCAGCUGCACUCGAUGCAUUUAUUCGUGGGGAUUUUCGACGACGACAAGCUCGUCUUCGAGCUAAACGAGCUGAUACUUUAUCCAUUCAACCAAUACCAUGGAUGAUGAAUACAGAUAGCUCAUUGAAUUAUUCAAUACAACAGCAACAACCAACACAAACCUAUAACUAUUCAUAUUCAUAA
Rotaria socialis is the source of this 498-nucleotide messenger RNA. Lineage: Eukaryota; Metazoa; Rotifera; Eurotatoria; Philodinida; Philodinidae. The record is from the annotation of a GenBank genome assembly.